GACAACGCUGAGGGCAGAGCCAGCGCGGACGCAGCGUUUGCUCCUGGUACUUCAACACGGUGUUGAACGCCGCCGAGCAGCGCUUUAUUAACCGAUGCUUGUGAGGAAGAGUGACCGGUGGGCAUCCGCUUUCGCACCGCAUCUUUUCUUCUUCUGCUGGCAGAUCUGAACAGAGCCGCUGUUGCCAUGACAACAGACGAGGCAGAGAGUCACCAGAAGAAGCCAAGGCAGCAGGAGGAAGCUGGCCAGGACGCCGGGCCACCGUCACCGGAGGAGGAGCAGCUCCGGCCUCGCAACCGCAACUCUGCCGGCCGCGGCCUCUCACGCCUCUUCUCCUCCUUCUUGAAGAGGCGCUCACAGUGUGAGAGCGAGGGGGGAGAGAAGGACGACAAGGAAGACGAGGAAGCUAAAGCCCCCAUUGCUGACCCCGAACCUGAACUGAGGACAGAGGGAGAGGUCGCCCUGGAUCAGCACUCAGUAAGCAGUGCUGAGGCUCAGGCUGUCCAGGUAGAGAAGAAAGAAACUGAGGAGGAGGAGGGUGGAAAGAAGGACGAAGAAGACAACAAGGAGAAAGGAGAGGAGGCUGCCCUGGAGAAGGAGGAUAAGGAGAAGGAGACGGAGGAAGAGAAGGGGUCCGGUCUUGAAGGAGGCAGUAAGGUAGAGAAGGAGGAUAAGACAACCGAGGAGCAGACCAAAGCUCCUAGAGAUCCACGCCGACCCAAGACCAUGCAGAUCAAAGUCACCCUGCUAGACGACACUCUGUAUGAGUGUGAACUGGAUAAACAUGCCACAGGCCAGGAGCUGUUCAUGAAGGUGUGUGACCACCUCAACCUGCUAGAGAAAGACUACUAUGGGCUGUCCAUCUGGGAGACGCCUACCAUGAAGACUUGGAUGGACCUGACCAAGGAGAUCCGCAGGCAGGUACAAGGUACCAACUACAAUUUUACCUUCAAUGUGAAAUUCUAUCCACCGGACCCAGCCCAGCUGUCUGAAGACAUAACAAGGUACUACCUGUGUCUCCAGCUGCGGAUGGACAUCCUGCAGGGCCGACUUCCCUGCUCCUUUGUCACCCUGGCCCUGCUGGGAUCCUACGCCCUGCAGUCGGAGCUGGGCGAGUAUGACCCUGAGGUGCACGGCAAUGAAUACGCUAGGGACAUGAAAAUGGCCCAGGGUCAGACGAAGGAGCUGGAGGACAAAAUGAUGGAGCUGCACCAUACAUACAGGUCAAUGAGUCCGGCCCAGGCAGACCUGAUGUUCCUGGAGAAUGCCAAGAAACUCUCUAUGUACGGAGUGGACCUGCACCAGGUCAAGGAUCUGGACGGUGUUGACAUCAUGCUGGGGGUGUGCUCCAGUGGUCUGAUGGUUUACAAAGACAAACUGAGGAUCAACCGUUUCCCCUGGCCCAAAGUCCUCAAGGUCUCAUACAAACGCAGCAGCUUCUUCAUCAAAAUAAGACCAUCUGAGGUGGAACAGUAUGAGAGUGCAAUUGGCUUCAAACUACCCAAUUACAAGGCGGCCAAGAAGCUCUGGAAAGUGUGUGUGGAACACCACACCUUCUUCAGGCUGACCUCCACUGAGAUGGCCACCACUCCUAGGAAAUUCCUAGCAUUGGGAUCUAAGUUUCGCUACAGUGGUCGGACUCAGGCUCAGACCAGACAGGCAAGCUCUUUGAUUGAUAGACCAGCUCCUCUGUUCCAGCGCUCAUCCAGCAAGAGGAAUUCACGCAGCCUGGAUGGAGCCAUGGCAUCCACUCCCGACAAUAAAUCCACUCGUCCGGUCAGUGCCCCUGUUAUGUCACCGGUGUCUCCUGGGGAGGCAUCCCUAUCACCGCUGCUUCCCGCCCUGCCACGCUCUGACCAUCAUGACGGUUGUACAACUAAAGGUCACAGCUCUGCAGACAGGAAGGCAGAGGUAAAGAAGGAAGGUCAGCCAGCUGAGUACACCAAGAGCCACAGUCCCAGACCAGAGUCCACUCCAGAAAUCAAGAAAAGAGCUAAGAAACUUGAGGGUGAAACUAUUUACAUCAGACAUAGCAAUUUAAUGUUGGAGGAUCUGGAUAAGACCCAGACUGAGAUCAUGCGUCACCACACUAGCAUCAGUGAGAUGAAAAGGAGUUUUAUGGAGUCGGUACCGGAGCCUCGGCCCAGUGAGUGGGACAAGCGUCUUUCCACCAACUCACCUUUCCGCACGGCGAGCAUUAACGGCCAGCUCCAACCAGCGUCUCCUGUGCUAAAGACCCAGACAAUCACCAUCUCAGACGUCACCAACUCCCUGCGAGGAACUGUGACCUAUAAGGACAUCCCCUUAGUUCACACUGAGACCAAGACCAUUACAUACGAGUCAGCACAGGUGUCUCUCCCACAGCCGGUGGACAGCCUGGCAGAGAGGGACUCAGGAGUGCUGCUGAGUGCCCAAACCAUCACCUCUGAGACCAUCAGCACCACCACCACCACCCAGAUCACCAAGACAGUGAAAGGAGGGAUCUCUGAGACUCGCAUUGAGAAGAGAAUCGUCAUAACUGGAGACACUGAAAUUGAUCAUGACAAGGCUCUGGCUCAGGCCAUUAAAGAGGCAAAAGAGCAGCACCCAGAUAUGUCUGUUACCAAAGUGGUUGUGCACCAGGAAACGGAGAUUGCCCCAGAGUAAGACAGACUGAUCCUGUGGAAGACCUCUCAGCUGCCCCCAUUUCUCCCUCCUUACUUGUAUCUCCAUCACACCAUUUUACCUCAGCACCCCCAGCCAUUACACCCAAAUGCACUGCCUUUUCGACGUGAACCACCAGACCACAUCAGAAGGAACAAGCAUCAGCGUUGAACUAAGGACUUUAACCUCUGUGAGUAUGGAGUUCGACCUGCAGGAGACAGAGUCACCAGAAAAUUGCCAAGACCCCUACCAGUGUUCCCCACAUUUCCCUACCUGUUCCACAUAUUGCCAAAAGGUCAAUGGCUGGACUGAUAAAAAAAAAAAAAAAAAAUCUUUUUUAAAGAGAAAAAAAUAAUAAAGUACAGCAUUUGUGGAUUAUUCCUCUCCAAUUUGUCUGGAGAUUUUAAGAAAAUUUUCAAGGGCAUUUGGUAUUUUAAUGUUGAGAUUACUGGUACUUUAUUUUUCUACAGUUUUUCUUACCAUCAGAAUUGGUUAUCAAUAACAUGGAAGUCAAGUGUCUUUAACAAUGUGUUCCGAAAAGCAUUAACAAAGGGAUUGUGGGUGGUUUUUCGUGGGAUUCUACACAUUGGGAGUCAAGGAUCCCUCUCAAAUUUUAGCAUGAGUUUGGUGUCAUUUCUUGUACAGUAAAUGUUUUAUUUUCCCUCUCAAUGUGAAAAAAUAUUUUUUCAAUUCAUGUAUAAAAAGAUUAAUUUUACUAAACCAGGGGGCAAUUACUCUUUUAACCUUAUUUAAAGUUCUGACUAAAUCAUUUGUUGAGUGAUUUUUACAUCUUUUGAUUGUUUUAGUUGUUCUUGUUGUUGUCGUGCUUGUGUCGCU
Xiphias gladius (swordfish) is the source of this 3480-nucleotide messenger RNA. RefSeq names its product erythrocyte membrane protein band 4.1a (gene epb41a). Gene Ontology annotation, cellular component: cytoskeleton; plasma membrane. Gene Ontology annotation, biological process: cortical actin cytoskeleton organization. The record is from RefSeq and is a predicted model, not a curated record. Bases 187 to 2646 code for a protein of 819 amino acids. Lineage: Eukaryota; Metazoa; Chordata; Actinopteri; Istiophoriformes; Xiphiidae. The transcript has 19 exons. Gene Ontology annotation, molecular function: structural molecule activity; actin binding.